UUUACUUGAAGCGCCAAAUUUGAAACACCUGCUGGUAACGGUAGUAAACUCGUCGCAAGUCAAGUUCAAACUCGGUGCUUAUUAUUAUCUUUUCGUGCUGCUAAAGUUAACUUAACACAGACUAGAGGCUUCUGCUCUUCUGUUUUGUCUAAAGAUGAAACGCAGACCGCGAACAACAGCUGUCUGCAAGGAGGUAGAGCACAAAGAUGUCGACACAGACCUGUCCUUUUCCCAGACGCAGAGUAGUGAUGAGGAUAGUGAUGAAUGGAAACCACCUGCUCCAAAGGCCAAGCCCCCCAGCAAGACUACCAGAGUUCCUGCAGCUGCCAAGAAACCUGCUAAACCUAAAGAACCAAAAGCACCCAAAGAACCUAAAGCUCCUAAAGUGCCUAAAGAACCGAAGCCUAGAGCGCCACGGAAACCUGCCGUGGAGCGGAAGCCACGCGCCCCUGGAGUUCCUAAGGAUCCUGGAGCAUCUGGGAUGGCUGGAAGAAAGAGGAAAAAGACAGAUGGAGGCGAGAAAGGCAAGAAGGAUGACAAAGCAGGAGAAGAUGAAGAAGAGAGAGAAACAGAACGUGCAGAAGAACAGAGGGCAGGAGAAGGUGAACCGAGAGUCAGGAUGAAAGAGGAGAGAAUUUCAUUUAUUGUGUCAGACGCCCAUCAGGCAGAUCCUUGGGCAGAUGAGGGGUCAUCUGUGUCGGGGCUAGGAGUGAAGAAAGAGGAGAUGGAGGACUUCACGUUUGAUGAGCCCUGUCUUAAGAAGCAGAAGACGUGUGGUGCUCUGCUGGGGAAACCAGCUGUGUUACCCUCAUCAGAGGCCCAAGCUCUGAGGAAUGAGCUCAACAUGAACUGGGAUGUGAUCGAGCUAUUGUCCACCUUGACGUGUGUAGAGCAUUGGGUGUGUGUGAACAUUGUCCAGCUCCUGCGCGAGGAGAACACAGUGCCUUUCAUGGUGCGCUACCGCAAAGAGAUGAUCAACCACAUGGAUGCCGAUGCAGUCCGAGAUGUGCAGCUGGUAUACGAGGAGAUACGUGGUCUGGCGAAGAAGACCCAGUCUGUCAUCCAAACUCUGAAGAAGGAUGGGGCUUUGACAGCUGAGCUGGAACAAAACUUGAGGAGCUGCCGAUCUGCUGAUGAACUGGAUCAUGUGUAUUCUCCAUAUAAGAAAGGCAGUAAGCUGACAAAAGCACGCAGGGCCAAAGCUCUGGGCCUGGAGGGGGCUGCUGCUGCACUGAUGGACGCCCCACAUGCCCUGGAUUUAAGGGCCUGGGUUAAACAUGGCACUGAAGGUCUGUCAUCAGUGGAGGAGGUGGCUACAGGUGUGGAGCAUAUCUUGGCUGAUAUGAUAGCCAAAGACCCCGAGACCCUAACCUACGUGAGAACACUGUGUGAGAACAGCUAUGUGACUAUCCAGUCCUCCGUGUCCAAAACGGCCCUGAAGGAAAAUAAGCAGGAGAAGCUGGAGCAGGGCAGCACGAGACCAGGGGGCCAUCAAAACAAAACCAAAGAUAUUGACAAGUUCCACCUCUACUUUGACUUCACCUGCAACGUCCAGCGCAUCCAGUCCCACCAGACCCUGGCUAUUAACCGAGGGGAGAGUCUGAAGAUUCUGACAGUGAAGGUGAACAUUCCCGACAGGGUGAAGAGUGACUUCACUAGGUGGUGCAUCAACAACAGAUGGAGGCCUAAGACGUUUGCCAGAGAGGAGCUUAAUCAAAUUAUUAAGAAUGCAGUAGAAGACUCUUAUAAAAGGCUCAUUCUACCUCUGCUCACCAGGAGUUACAGGACUAAGCUGACAAGUGCAGCAGAAAAGGAGUCAAUAGCCAUGUUUGUGCGGUCCCUCCGUCAGCGCCUUUUGGUGCGUCCAGUCAGGGGCUGUGUCAUCAUGGGGGUGGACCCAGGCUUCAGACAUGGCUGUAAGCUGGCCAUCCUCUCCCCCACUAGUCAGAUUCUUCAUACUGAUGUGGUCUACCUCCAUAAUUCAGGCUUGCAGAACGAAGCAGACAAACUGCGCCACCUUAUGAUCAAAUACAGCUGUAACAGGGUUGCCAUUGGCAACGGGACAGCGUGUCGCGAGACUGAGUCCUUCUUUGCUGAUCUCAUCACCAGAGGCCAUUUCCAACCCCUGGAUGUGUCCUACUGUAUAACCAAUGAGGCAGGAGCAUCCAUCUACAGUGUGAGUCCUGAGGCUGUUAAGGAGAUGCCAGACCUGGAUCCCAACCUGAGGAGUGCAGUGUCCAUUGGAAGACGUGUUCAAGAUCCAUUGGCUGAGCUGGUGAAGAUUGAUCCCAAACAUAUCGGCAUUGGAACCUAUCAGCAUGAUGUGUCAGCUGGAGCUCUGAAGGCGGCGCUGGACGGGGUGGUGCAGGAGUGUGUGAGCUUUGUGGGAGUAGACAUCAACAUCUGCUCUGAGACGCUGAUGAGGCAUCUAGCAGGUCUGAAUGCGGGACGGGCACGGAGCAUAGCUGAGUGGAGAGAGCAGAACGGGCCCUUUAUCAACAGGGAGCAGCUCAAACUGAUCAAAGGCAUGGGACCCAAGAGCUACCAGCAGUGUGCCGGCUUCAUCAGAAUCAACCCCCAGAACAUACACAGUGCCAAAUCCUCACCUCGACCUGCACCAGCAGUGCCAGAGAAACCAGCAGCUAAGAAGGGCAAAGGAAAGGCUUCCAACAGUGUACCAGCUUCACCUAACCCUCUGGACCAGACCUGUAUACACCCCGAGUCCUACCAUGUGGCACAGAGAUUUCUCACCAUGAUAGGGGGUAGUGUAGACCAGAUUGGGAGUGAGAGUCUGCGACAGUGUGUGGAGAGCAAGGUUCGGGCCAGCAGUGUGGAGGAGCUGGCCAGAUCCCUGGACACCAGCCCUGAAACCCUCAAACUCAUCAUUGAUGGUCUCACGCAGCCCCCUGGCUUUGACAUACGACAAAACUUUGAACAGGCGGACUUCAAGCGGGGCAUUGUGUCAAUGAGUGAUCUGCGGGUGGGUGCCGUGCUAACGGGCCGGGUGGACAACACCACUCUGUUUGGGGCCUUUGUAGACAUCGGUGUGGGCCGCUCAGGCCUUAUCCACAAGAGCAAAAUCACCCCAGACAAGCUGCCUGCCAGCCAGCGCCGCCGCAGCCUAGCACUGGGCCCUGGGGAACGGGUGGAGGUGCGGGUGCUGAACGUGGACACUCAGAGGGGAAGGAUCGGCCUGGACCUGAUCAGGGUGCUGCAGUAGGGUGACUGCAACCCAUUUCUGACAGUGGUUGGAGGCAAAAACCUUGCAAGGACCAAAUUUAUGAUAGGGGAUUAGUGCUAGAAUUGGCUCUUCUGAAAGGUGACUGAAUUAAUGAUGGCUUAAAUGAAAGUGGAUAAGAACUAUUGUGUUUUUCAUCAGCAGGUAGGCAUGAUGAGGUGGGGAUCUUACAUGAAAAAUAUGUUUUGGCUGGAACCUAGCAACCCAAAGAUGGCAUCUCAUCAACGUCUAAAAUAUUUUAAACCACAGUUCAGUCAGGCUAGACGACCUUGUUCUUGUUAUUACUAGAUAGAUAGUGCUAUGGGACUGGCACUCUCCAUAGAUACGGGCAUGCCCCCUUAAUUUGAACCCAUGACCAGUUGCAUUAUAGAGUUGACAUGGGCUGGACUUUGCAUGGGCUCAUUGUUUCUAAUAAGGGAGUGGAACCCAUGGGACAGUUGGUUAGUCUUUUAAACAGAAGAAAGACUGACUAAAGCAGUCACUCACUCCAAAUGGAGGCUUUAACGUUCAACAGUUUAAGAGUUAAUAUUAAAUAUACAGGUUAUAUUUGUCAUUUCAAAUUAUGUUUCUUUUGUAUUCCUCCAUAAAGUUUGUUAGAGAUA
Myripristis murdjan (pinecone soldierfish) is the source of this 3840-nucleotide messenger RNA. It is a transcript of the gene srbd1, whose product is annotated as S1 RNA binding domain 1. The transcript is spliced from 21 exons. Gene Ontology annotation, biological process: translation; nucleobase-containing compound metabolic process. Gene Ontology annotation, molecular function: structural constituent of ribosome; mRNA binding. NCBI's taxonomy places the organism in Eukaryota, Metazoa, Chordata, Actinopteri, Holocentriformes, Holocentridae. The coding region runs from base 155 to 3220 and encodes 1021 amino acids. The record is from RefSeq and is a predicted model, not a curated record.